Drosophila eugracilis is the source of this 1904-nucleotide messenger RNA. RefSeq lists its product as uncharacterized. Lineage: Eukaryota; Metazoa; Arthropoda; Insecta; Diptera; Drosophilidae. The record is from RefSeq and is a predicted model, not a curated record.
AAAUUAACCAUAAAUUUUUAUAGUGAAAACUAAAACCAACCGCUAAACAAAGACUUUCAUCUAAAAGAGCAGACCAAGAGAAAUCAUUCCCAAAACAGCUAUAGUUUUCAGGCAAAUAUGGAUUCGAGUCGAAUAUAUAUGGGUUACAUGAACAAGCUGAUUCGAUUGCAGAAUUCCAUUGAACGAAGAUUCCCUCCCAGAAGUUUUCAAGAUCCUAGGCCACAUCACAGCCGUAUUGCUGCUGGUUGCACGGAAAACAAGGAUAAGCAAAAGCCUUUUCAAAGCCCUGACCAUCACCAAAAGACCCCUCACAAAUCCUCAUCGAAGCCAACUGUUUCCAUCUCAAUUGCUAGGCCAGUAGAAUGUUCCCGUCAGUACGAUAAAAAUCCUGAAAAAAUAUCGCAAACCAGCUUGCAUUCAAAGCCGGAACCUGUUAUAUGCCAUGUCUACGAUGCUCAUGACAAGCCACAGAAAUCCUGUGUGACCUUUAAAGAGCCAGAAGUCAAAGAAAUUUCAGUUUCAGUUAUAUGCUUAAAGAACCCAAGUGAAGAUGCCGAACCACUAAGGGAAAUCGUAAAACACUAUGGUAAUUGUAACCCAGUUUCGAAAAAGCACAGAUCAACUAGAAGAUGUUGCAUUAGACCUGUAAUUGUUGUGCCCUCGGGUGAGGGAACACCGAAAAACAAGAAAUCGACAUCGAAAUCUAAGAAAGAUGCUCAGGAUCAUAAGAAGAAAUCUUCAACGCAUUCUAAAAAAAAUAGUACCCAUAGUAAAUCCAAAUCCAAAUCCAAAUCCUCUCUAACACAACGAAAUUCCUCGACAACUUUCCUUUGCACCACUGAGGCUCAUUUAUCAGAUCAACCACAUUCUUCCACGACACCAACGCCAUGCAGCAACUGCCCAGCCAUAACUGAUAUAUCAAGGCAGCUGACAGAGCUUAACCAUCGGUUGGAGGGUCUUCAGAGCCAUGAGCUGCACGACAUUCGCACCCAGGUUGAUAGCCUUAAUUCCAAUCUACAAUCGCUGGCAACGAAGUGUCUUGAGAAGUCAACUACGAAAAUUGUGGAAAAGAAAUCAUCGAGCACCUGCCAGUUUUGCCGAGGACGGAGCUUAAAGGUGAUCAAUAGUUUUCACAAGGAACUGAUGAAAGCAAUUGGUGAUCGUUGUUAUACAGAUAUCGUCAUAUCAAUAUUUUUACGAGCCGAUAAUGUCUACCACGUGAACGUGAGGGAUCUGAGCACAGGGUGUUCCCUGGGCUGUUUUCUGGUCACCGAUGCCGGCAUCGAUGAAGCCGUGCAGUUGGGUAUCUUCCAGGAAAUUCUUACCUUCAGUGUGAUAGACGUACGGAAUACCAUCAAGCCAAAGAACUGCCCCUUGGGCAUAUCCUUUGAAUUUCAUCAUGCCGAACGCCAGGCCGGUGGUUGCGAUUCUACAGCUCAUGGGACUUUUAUGGUGGAAAAGGACUAUAUAGCUAGGGUUCUGGGUCUGCCUCUGCAGAUGAUUCAGUUUAAUAACUCCGUUCCGCAAGCUGCUAUUGAACAGCCGGAGAAUAAUCCUAUAAAAUCCAUUACGCACUCAGAAAGUGAAACCAAUGGGUCUCAGUUGGGAUCUGUUUCUUUCGAGGAACAAUUUCAAGUCAAAUCAAAGCCCAAGCCCAAGUGCAAAAGAGCUGUCAGUGAGAAACACCCUUUAAGUCCAAAGGAUUGGGAGCAUUACUAUCGAAAGGAAUUAAAACAAAAACAACAAAAAAACGGCCUACAUUUACCUUCUAUCCGAAAACAAAAGUUUUUCUAAAUAUACCAAAAAUUUUAGACGAAGAUUUUAGAAAGCCCAUUUAAAUUCAACAUUUUUAUUAUUUGUAAAAAUAAAUUUACACAAUAAAUAUUGCUUUAGAGAUGCCAAAA